AAAAACCCAAAACCACACUCCUCUGUCUGUUUGUCUCUCUGUCUCUGUCUCUGUCUCCCUCUCUCUCAAACUCCAAAUAACAAACAACAAAAUUAAAGAUAUGUCACCCUUGGCUACAACCUUGUUGACACUUUCUCUUCUUCUCUUGUUGCCCCACGUCUCUCGGGCCCAAGAAAGAGCUCCCCACGGCCUUGCAUUUGAGAGCCCCACGGCGUUGCCACCCUCCGGCAUUGAUUUCUUCAACCCAAAGGCUGAUCAGAGCCAGCAGCCAGUUACCAGAGACCCUUGCUCUUCCUCCCACUGCUCGCCAUUGCCUCUGGCUGCCACCGUGGCCUCAAGUCUGGGUCGUGAGAGCACAUUCACGCCCGGCUCCGGGGGAGGGGCCAGCGGGGGAGUAGGCGCUGGUGCGGUCGCCGGAAUUGUGUUUGGGUUCGUGUUUGUGGUGGUGUUGGCCAUGGGGGCUUACUAUGUGGCGGUCACUAGAAGGGUCAAUUUGAGUCGAAGUAAUUCCGUUAAGCCUGAUGCUUGAUACUGCUGUGUUUAAUUAUGUGGCUAUCUUCUCUUGAAUCAUCUUUGUAACUUUUUUUGUUUUUUUGUUAAUUUUUCUUUGUGAUUUGGGAUAUGCUUUGUAGUCUGUACCUAUGAUAUUGAUAUCCUCCAUAUUUGUGUUAGUAAUUUUAGCCAUCUGGAGGUUUAAUUGCUUAUAUAUGCUGCUGCUUCUGCUUCUGCUUC
Messenger RNA from Diospyros lotus (date-plum), 732 nucleotides. RefSeq lists its product as uncharacterized. NCBI's taxonomy places the organism in Eukaryota, Viridiplantae, Streptophyta, Magnoliopsida, Ericales, Ebenaceae. Bases 101 to 529 code for a protein of 142 amino acids. The record is from RefSeq and is a predicted model, not a curated record. The transcript has a single exon.